UUCCCGAACAUUCCGAUCCCGAACCUGUAAUCAGAAUAUAAUUUUUAAAUAACAUAACCAAACUGUAAAAUAAUAUUAGAAUAAUCUACAGUUAAUAACAAAAUGUUUGCAAUUAAAAAUCAAAACAACUUUUCCCGUUUUUUCUUUUCGAUUUAUGCAAAAACAGAAUCAAUUAUAUCAAGGUGCAUUAGCAGUACAGAAACUUUAGAACCAAUAGAUAUGUCUUAUGCAACUUAUGAAAGUACUGGUAAUGAAAUUGUACAAAGUAAUCCAUUUAUUAUUGUACACGGUUUAUUCGGUUCGAAAUCUAAUUGGAAUAGUAUAUGUAAGUAUUACAAUCAAAAAUUUAACCCUUCUAGAAAAAUCAUUGCUGUUGAUACGAGAAAUCAUGGGGAUAGUCCUCAUAGUGAUAAACAUACCUAUGCACAUCUGGCGGCUGACAUAAAAUCUUUAUACGGGCAAUUAAAUAUUCAGAAAGCUGUUUUAAUGGGACAUUCCAUGGGCGGAAGAGCAGUUAUGUUAUUUGCUUUAAAAUAUCCUGAACUUGUUGAAAGGUUGAUUGUGGCUGAUAUUUCUCCUAUAAGUGAUAGUCCAAAUAUGCAUACUCUUCCAAAUUUAUUUAAAAUUAUGGAAAAUAUUAAAUUACCUUCAAACAUCCCUAUGUCACAAUGUAGAUCACAAGUAGAUAUGGAGUUGUCUAAAUCUAUAGAAGAUAAGGGACUUAGGGAUUUUUUGUUAACUAAUUUAGUUGAAAAAAAUAAGGGCAGUUUUCAUUGGAGAAUAAAUAUCCAUGGAUUAUUAGCUAAUUUUAAUUGUGUCACUAGAUUUCCAAUAGUUAAUGACUUGCAAUAUGAAGGUCCAACUCUAUUUUUGGCUGGUGGGAAAUCAGAUUUUGUACCCAAAAAUUUGGAUCUGGCCUAUAAUUCAUAUGAAACUACAAGUUAUCUACCAGAAGAUUCUAAACCAAUCCCUUUGGUGGUAUUACAUGGAUUUUUAGCAUCGAAAAAUAAUUGGAAUACCAUGUGCAAAAAGAUUCAUCAUAGUAGUAAAUCGAAAGUUAUUGCAAUAGAUGCCAGAAAUCACGGCGAUUCACCUCAUUCCAAAGAACAUACAUACGAUUGCUUGGCAACAGAUUUGAAAAGAUUUUUAGAAAAAAUGGAAUUGAAAAAAGUAAAUCUAUUGGGACAUUCCAUGGGUGGUCGAACAGCCAUGCUGUUUGCUCUAAAAUAUCCUGAUUUAGUUGAAAGAUUAAUUGUAGCUGACGUGUCACCAGUUUCGACCAGUGAUUCGACCAAAAUAAUUCCCAAUGUCUUAAGUAGUUUAAAACGUAUACAUAUCCCUUCAAAUAAAUCUCUUCGUGAAGCUAAAAAAAUAAUAGGAGAAAAUUUAUACAACGUUAUUCGACACAAAUUAAUGCUGGCAUUACUACUCACUAAUCUUGUCCAAAAAAGUGAUGGAAGCUAUGGUUGGAGGUUUAAUACUAAAACACUAUUGGAUCAUUUUGAAGUAAUGUCAAAGUUUCCGGCUAUUUUUAAUUUGUCUUUUGAUGGACCCACAUUAUUUUUAGGAGGCGGAAAAUCAGAUCACAUUCAGAAAAGUGACUUUCCAAGAAUUCUAAAACUAUUUCCAAAUGCGGAGUUGAAAUAUAUAGAAGGAGCAGGUCACUGGUUACAUAGUGAAAAACCAGCAGAGUUUUUAUCAAUUACACUAGAGUUUCUCAAUAGACGUUUUGACGCCACCCAACUCAAGUCAUCUACGUCUAAUUAACUGUGAUAUGUUGCUAUGAUAUAUUCGUAUUGAACAAUAAAUUAAUAGAACAAA
Messenger RNA from Diorhabda sublineata, 1821 nucleotides. Its product is annotated as protein ABHD11-like. Gene Ontology annotation, molecular function: catalytic activity. The record is from RefSeq and is a predicted model, not a curated record. NCBI's taxonomy places the organism in Eukaryota, Metazoa, Arthropoda, Insecta, Coleoptera, Chrysomelidae. The transcript is spliced from 8 exons. Gene Ontology annotation, cellular component: mitochondrion. The coding region runs from base 103 to 1767 and encodes 554 amino acids.